AUGAAGCUUACUUCUUUGUUCGCCCUCGUUGGCCUUCUGAGCACUGCUCUUGCUGUUCCGUGUCUUCGUCAGGAUCUGGUAUGUGAAUAUUCCGAUGAAUACUCUGGUUCAUACUCACCAUUAUGUAUAGAUAUCUUGAAACGUGCGGAAGAGACCGAGCAUACUACGGACACUCCUCAGAGCGCCCAAAACAGCCAGGGUGAUCAAAAAGCGAACCAAGAGGAUCAUGAUGGUCGCGAUGGCAAAUGGGUCCGCUGGCCAUUUGGAUGGCGCUGGGAAUGGAAUCACCCCCGUGGCCGCCACGGUCCCAGCGACUGGCUUGAUGAGGAUUUUUGGCGUUAA
This is a messenger RNA of Penicillium chermesinum, 342 nucleotides long. RefSeq lists its product as uncharacterized. The record is from RefSeq and is a predicted model, not a curated record. The transcript has a single exon. The coding region runs from base 1 to 342 and encodes 113 amino acids. NCBI's taxonomy places the organism in Eukaryota, Fungi, Ascomycota, Eurotiomycetes, Eurotiales, Aspergillaceae.